AUGAGCGAAUUUGUUGUGAUGUUGCAGAUUCGACGAAGUCAUUGCGAGGAAGACGGUGAAUCGAUGCAUAGAGGAUUUGAGGAAGCCGUAAUGGUGAUGGUGAUGAAGGAUGAAGGAGAGAAAACGAUUGAAGAUGGAGAAAAGAUAGAAAUCUUGUUCUGUGAUUUUGAUGAUUCUACCAAAUAUUUCCAGAUUCUCCAAUUGUUCUUCCCGGAUUCAACAUCCUUGCAAUUCCGGUUCAUCCUCGAAUGCUCAUGUCUCAUUCACAGCCACAAAGCCGAAGAAAAAAAAGGAAGAAUAUACGUGAAGAAGUUGAUAGUGAAAGAUCUUACUGAAUGGAGAACACCCGGCAGCUCUCCGACGCCAUACGAGGAAACCAGGGGUAAAUCAGGUAAUCGACAUUAUUUCUGUGAUUCACUUCUUUUUCGGGCUGAACUGGUUGCUUUUGUAUUGGAUUUAUUUGAGCUUUGUAGUGACCUGGUGCAAGCAUCUCUAAAGCCUCCAGCCUCUUCUACUGACUUCAAAAGCAGAUCCAGUUCUUUGGUCAUCUCAUUAAUAUUGCCAAACUGCUUUGACGAAUCAGAACUUGAAAUCCCAGGCUUGGAGGAAUUUACAUGCUGCUCAUCAGAAGGAUGA
Molecule: messenger RNA, 636 nt
Organism: Vicia faba (fava bean)
Lineage: Eukaryota; Viridiplantae; Streptophyta; Magnoliopsida; Fabales; Fabaceae
Source: the annotation of a GenBank genome assembly